This is a messenger RNA of Closterium sp. Naga37s-1, 9339 nucleotides long. Lineage: Eukaryota; Viridiplantae; Streptophyta; Zygnematophyceae; Desmidiales; Closteriaceae. The record is from the annotation of a GenBank genome assembly.
AUGAAGCGUAAAGAGGUAGAACCGAAGCGUAAAGAGGAGUUCGACAUCGAUAUUGACGCGCUUCUCGCGGCGGCGAGCGACGACGACGAGCUGGAUGACGGGGACGAUCUCGAGGAGGGCUUGUGGGGCGGACGCAGCCUGGAGGAGAUCCUGAAUGACGUGUCGGAUGACGACGAUGACGUGGCAGGUGCUGGCGUGGAAAGCUUGGAAAAUACACCCGAGUUUGGCGUUUCUGUUCAUGAUUCGACAGUUGCAGCAGCAGUUCUACCUUCUAACGGGGAUAGCAAUCUUUCUCUGACUGUACCUCGUUUAGAGUCUGCCCCUUCUGUAAGAGAGCAGCCAACAGUCCUUCUAGGCCCCUCUUCAGCCGCGUCCAAUGGCUCGUUGCCACGUGGCCCGGGUGGAUCAGGAAGCCCUGGAAGCCCUCAGUCUUUGGACGGUCGAGAUCUGUCGUUCGGCCAGUGGGAAAACGGUAGGAUGGAGAUGAACCAGGGAAAGGGGAUCGAAGGCCAGCUUAAAGGGGUGGCAAUAAACGGACGCAGCCUGGAGGAUUUGCAGGGGGAGGAAAGUUCCGAUUCCGUUUCGUUCAAUGCCAUACUUAGACCGACUUUUGUGCUGCAUGGUGCAGAUGAGCGUGAGGAAAAGGGGGCCAGGAAGGAGAAGCAGCAGGGGGAGGUGGAGAAAGGUGGAGUGGGGAAGGAGGGCGAGGGGAAGGAGGGAGAGGGCAUGCGGUGUGAUGUGCGGGAGCCGUCCUUUGGGCAGUGGAAGAGCAGUGACAACAAGAGGAGUGACAAUAAGGGAGUAGGUGUGAUAAUGAUGAGAGAGAUUCGUGACACAAUUGAAGGGGACGGAGGGGUGACAGUUGGCAGAGAAACCCAGCAACAACAGCAGCAGCUGACUCCCACAGACGUUCCAGAAAGGGGAAUAGGAGGAGGCAAAGCACAACGGGAGGCAGGAGGAGAUGGGGCAAGGGCAUUAGCAGCAAGAGGAGGAACAGGAAUUGAGAGCGAGAGAGGAGGAGGAAGAGGUGAAGCGAAAGGGGAGGCAGGAGCAAGUUGGGUGGAUGCAGUAGGUUCGGCAUCCUUAGACAGCCCCCGAAGCUCGGGAAGCAGAGCCACGGGCAGUAGCUUCGGAGAUUUGUCUGUUGUGAGCGGGAAUUCCUGCCCUGUGAGUGUGCUGGGUGGGCGGGGCAGUGCGGCCCUAUCUGGCGCGGGGAGCAGUGGGGAUUCUGCUUUUGGCGGAUCAGCUUUUGGAGGGCCAGGAGCAGCGUUUGCUGCAGCAGAGGUGGCAGCAGCUGCAGCGGCGCAGCGCCGAGCCCUCUUGACCCAGGCUCAGGGGCUGAAUCAAGGAGGGUCUUCUGCUCUUACGGCUUUUCAUUCCGCUUCUGCUCUUUCUGCUCAUUCGGCUGUGUCUGAUGCUGGCACGGUUGCCUCUUCAGCUGCUUCCGCAGCAGAUGAAUCUGCCAGUGGUGCAUCAGCAGGCUCUGCUGCUGUAGCUGGGCCAGCAGCAAUGGCGGAUGCGGCAGCAGCAGAGCCGGUGGGUUCAGUGGCAGCUGAAAUGCAAGCGGCAGUUCCCUCUGUGGAAACGGCGAGGGAAGAGGAGGAAGUGAUCGAAGAGGAGGGUGCCGGCACACGGACGAGUGCCGUCCGGAGCGGUGAGAUAGGCGAGAAGGACAAAGAGGAAAUAGCGGAGGUGGAGGAGAAACCGGAAGAAGCGGAUGAGGAAGAGGAGGAAGAAGAGGAAGAGGAAGAGGAAGAGGAGGAGGUGGUGGAGGGGGAUGAAAUGCAGUGGGAGGAGAAGGAAGGUGAAGGCAGGGGUAUGGGGAACGACGACUGUGCUGCAGUAUCAGCAGCAGCCCUGGCGGAACCAGCAGCACGAUCACCAUCAGCAGCAGCAGCAGCAGCAGCAGAAGCAGUAGCAGAAGCAGAAGGCGAAAAAGCGGCACCUGUUGCAGCAGCAGCAGCAGUGGAGCAAUCAUCGGUCCCGCUCGUCCGAAUCCGCUUUGAGGGCAUUGAGAGAGGCCCGCCCGCCGUGGGCCUACUAGAAGUCGACGCCGUGCCGCCCCUCUGCGCCGAGCUGGCACCCGCUGACAUCACUCCCGACCGAACCGACUCAGCAGGUCCGGGACAACCCGAAGCAGGCUUCCGGACCAAUUCGCGGUCCGCCACAGCAGUGGCAGUGCACGAGUUGCUGGUGGCAGUGGGGACGGCAGGAGGGAAGGUGCUCCUCAUGCCUGUGUUACAACCGGUCCUGCAAGGUUCCCCUUUCCCCCAUCAGUUCACCCCUGCUUCUGCUCCUGCCCGGAUCACAGAGCUAAUUCCCCCUCUGUCCGCCUUUGCCAGUUCCCCAAUGAGGCAGGGCGGCUCCUCAGUGUCUGUGCUGGCGUUCUCCCCAGCAGCUGAUCUGCUCGCAGCAGGGCUGGCAUCCGGGGCAGUAGUGCUAUGGGAUAUCUCCUCCCUCCGCCCACGCUUCCCUGCUUCUUCUUCGUCUUCUGCUGCUGCUGGUGCUGGUGGUGCUGGUGGCGGUGAGGCGAGAGGGGGAAGGAAGGGUGGGGGGAGGGCGGGGAUGGCGGGUGGGGGAGGUGUGGGGGGGCUGGGGAGUGCGUUGGGGGGUUUGGUGGCUCCGGUGGUGAAGGUUGUGUGGGAGCACACUGCUGCUGUCGUGCACGCUGGCUUUGCUGCCUCGGGAUAUCCCGCUUCUGCUGCUCGUGCUAUCGCUACCAGUGGUGCUGGUGCUGCUUCUGGUGCUGCUUCUGGUGGUGUGAGCGGUGGUGUCGGUGGUGGUGGUGCUGCUGCCACUGGUCCUGGGAAACGGGGAAUCGGGGGAGGAGGAGGAGGAGGAGGAGGAGGAGGAGGAGGAGGAGGAGGAGGAGGAGGAGGAGGAGGAGGAGGAGGAGGAGGAGGAGGAGGAGGAGGAGGAGGAGGCGGGGAGGGAAGAGGAGGAGGGGGGGAGAGCAUGGGGAGUGAUUUUGGGGCGGGGCUGGUGAGUGGGGCGACGAGCCUCAUGAGCGGGGCAGCAGGGGGGCUCAUGGGGGGAGCAGCAACGAGGAGCUACGAGGUGGUGACGGGGGAUGCGAUGGAGUUUGUGGUGCUGCACUCCGUCACCUAUUUCCCUUUCCUACGUACCAUGAACGUUACUUCCAGAAAGAUUGGUGGUCGCUGUCUGUUGCUCUCCGCCUGGUUACCAGGUCCCAUCCACCCUUCCCAGCCUGCUACCACCAGCUCCGUACCAGCCUCCCAAGCCUACCAGCCAGGUUCGGCAGGGCCAGCGCAGCAGAUUGCACUUCCAGGCUCCGGAAAGAGCAUUGGUGUGGCAGCCGAAACAAGACAAGGAGGGGGAGAAGGAGCGGGAGGGGAGAAGGGGGAGGGGAUAGCGGAGGAGAUGACAACGGGAGAAGUGAUGAUGGUGACAGACAAAGUGCUGCUGCUGGUCCAACCCAAGUUCUCCCCCAUAUACAUGCCCGACUUGCUGCCCUAUGCCCUUCAUCUCAACUGCACGGACCUGGCCUAUGCUGCUUGUGUUGCGCCCCUCCCCUCCCUCUCCAACAACCCAUCCACAGCAGCAAGGGGGGGAGCAGGGGGGGCAGCCACAGGAGCAGCAGCGCGGGGGCCGUGGGUGCAGGAGAAGGUGUUUGCGUUGGGGUGGGGGCGGGUGGUGCUGGUGGUGAGUGUGUUUGGGCGGAGCAUGGAGGUCAUUCACCGCUGGGACGUGCACUCCACUGUUGCUGGCCUAGCGUGGCUGGACCACCAGGUUCUCCUCAUCCUCACAGCCUCGGAGCAUUUUUGUCUUUUCUCGCUGGGCGGCCAGCCAAUCAAGUGCCAGCCCUUGCUACACUACGAAUCGGACUCAGAUUACAGCAGCUACAGUGCCGCCGGCCACGGCCGUUUCGGCCUGGUCUUCCACCCUUUUUUGUCUCGCAGCGGUCGCCCGAUCCCCUCGUUCCAGAACAGCGUCGCUGCCUGGAGCAGCGGGGCGGCGGCGUUUGUCCUCUUGCAAGGGGGCGGCAUGGUGGUGCGGGCGCACUUACUGUCUUGGAAGGAGAGAAUCAAAUCUCUGGAAGCGGCCGGCGACUGGAUGAAUGCGCUGCACACUGCAAUGGAAAUUUACCAGGGGAGGGCGGUGGGCGUAACAGGGUUACCAUGCGACCCGGAGGAGCUAGCAGCCGAAAUGGGAGCUCUCCUCUUAGCAUACAUUGAGCAGGUGAUGCAAGCAUUGGUGGAGCAUUACAGUGAGAGGGGAUGGCUGUCACGCGUGCAGCAGUGUGUGCUUCACAUGGACAUUGCCUCGCUUGACAUCAACCAGGUGGCGCGCCUGUGUCGUCAGCACAGCCUGCACUCUGCCCUCAUCUACCUCUUCACAUGGGCACCCAUGUUUGCGUCUCCCUUUCUCUCCGCCCUCCUUUCCCCAAUCUACCGCUUGCUGCUCUUCCUCAAGCUCACCUUUUCUGGCCUCAACUUCCCUCCAGGCAGCGGCGCCAUCUCCCCGUCUCUCCUGCCCUCAGCACAAGCCGAACUCCUCAACUUUCUCCUCAAACCCCACCGCCCACCCCACCACCGCCCCUCCUCGCUCUCCCCCUCCUCCCACGCCCUCCUCUGCUCGCCCCUCGCUCGGCUCCUCUCCUUCGAUCCCCGCGCCACUCUGUCUGUAUUGCGCGUGAUUCUCCGCUCUGUGUCCAUACUGGAUCAGCCACAAACGAGUACAGAGCAGCCCAUAAUGAGCGAGGAUUCGACGCUGGUGAAUGGUAGGGGUGCGGGUGCAGCUUAUAACGAGGAUGCUACUGUAGAUCCAGCCGCUGGUGGUAGACUUGUUUACACUUUACUAGAAAUAGUGCGCUCCUGGUGCGAGGCUGGAGAUGCAAUAAGGAGUAACGAGGACUCCAAUAAGGGAGCAAGCGUCGCUGUAGCUGUAGGGUUACCACCACCAGCAGCGAAACUUACAAGCUCUAGAGUGGCCUCUACAGCAGCAGCAGGUUCGGAAGCAGGUUCGGAGCAAGGCUCGGAUGUAGGUCUGGGACUAGGCUUGGGCAUAGAUAGGCUCGGGGAUGCAGCAGGCAGGGUGCUAGAGCUGGUGGCAGAGGCAGCAGCCGCAGGGAGAGUAGAACUAGACAGGCUCUCCCUCAUCACCAUCUUCGUUUAUCUCACAUCCGCUACUGUCUCAUUUGAUCUGCACGCCCUGCCCACUUCCUCUGCCACUGCUGCCGAUUCCACUGCUGGUGCUGGUGCUGGUGCUCCUGCUGCGAGUAAGGGAGCUGUACAGAAGCAGCAUUCCUCCUCCUCCCCAUCGUCACCCCCCUCUCGCCCCUCGCUCGCUCUCCCCUCCCCCUCUGUGAGGCGGGCUCAGAGGGAGGAGCGGAUGGAGGGGCUGGUGACGGCACUACCGGGCUCCUGUGGUGUUGAUUUCAACGCUCUUUUGCCCUUGGCGCUGCAAGCUGGGUUUCACCAGGUGAGGGUGGGUGGGGAGGUGAGGAGCGAUGGGGCAAGAGAAAGAGGGGAUGAGAGACAGGGUGAUGGAGGGGAGCAGAUGGAGGGGCUGGUGAUGGCUCAAAAGGCUCCUGCGGGAGGAGGUGAAGGGGGCGACAGACAGGGUGCUGAGGGGAAACUGAUGGAGGGGCUGGUGAUGGCUCUGCCGGACUCCUGUGGGGUGGAAUUUAACGCCCUCCUGCCCUUGUCUCUUCAAGCUGGGUUUCACCAGCUGGGUUCCACCAGGUGUGUGCGCGUCUCUUCAUGCGCACACACGGCAUGCUUGGCAUUCACCAAGCGCUCUCCUCCCCCCCCUCUGACUAGUCACAUGCCAACUUCCCUCUCCCCACUUUCCUCCCCUCACCCUUCCAACCAGGUGUGUGCGCGUCUCUUCAUGCGAACACACGGCAUGCUUGGCAUUCACCAAGCGCUCUCCUCGCUCCUCACAGACACCCACCACCCUGACAUGCCCUUUCGCCUCAUCCAAAAGGCAGCUCUCGCUCUUACCCGUAGGCACGGGGUGGUGGGUGGGGAGGAGGGUGCUGCGCUGCGAUUGGCCGUCAGGCGCCACCUGGCGCAGCUGGUGCGGCUGGACGGCAGCACUUGUCUGUAUGUGGCGCUGGGGCUGCUGCGACUGGAUCUAGAUUUGAUUGUGAGUCAGCAGAGUGCGCCUCCGCAGGCGCCACGUCAGCAGGCGGGGGGAGAGCCAGUCCUGAACUGCCACAUCAGCGCUGCGGCGCGGGUGCUGCUGGAGCGAAUGGGGUUGGUUUAUGAGGCGCUGGCGCUGCUGCUGGUGGAAUUGCACUGCUGCCUGCGCGCUCUGGAUUGGAGGGUUGCUGGGAUGAUGAUGAGGGCGAGGAGGAGCAAGAGGAGGAUGGAGGUCUUGGGGAGGACUAUAGCGGGGACAACUGCUGAGGGGUUUGAGAGUGAGGUUGAGAGGAGGGGCGAGAUUGAGGUGGGGAUGAGGGGAGAGAGUGAAAGUGGAAGCGAAAUGAGGGCUGACAUGAGGGGAAGGUCGGGUUUGGAGCAAGGAAAGGAGGACGGGAAGAGGAGGAGGAAGCGGAUGAGGAAGAAGGAGAGUGGCGGGUUGAUGACACGAGUGCUGCAGAUGGAAGAGUGCUACUGGCCAUACAGCACGAGGCACUGGCUCUCUGUGCACGCAGCACAGGCAGGCUGCCGCACUGGCAGUGCCGUGCCAUGUGGCGGACUCUCCUUGACUGGUGGGUGGCAGGGUUGCCGCACUGGCAGUGCUGUGCCAUGCCAUGUGGGGAACCUUUCACGACCGGUAAGUGCUGUGCUGUGUGAUCGUGGGAGAGGGAUUGACGGGAGUGGAAGAGAUGAAGAAUUGGAGGUGUUACAGUGUGGUGGUGCUAGCAGCAGGUGUAUGUGUGCCGCAUGUGCACUAGCACAUGCGGCUGCCCCACUGGCAGUGCCGUGUCAUGUGGGGGAUGCUGCUGGACUAGUGGCUGUGACUGCUGGGAGUGUGUGUGAUGAGAGUGGGAGUGAUGAGAGUGGGAGGGAUGAAGCGCAGUGGUGGCAUUUCGGUGUGAUGGUGCUAGCAGCAGCUUCUGUGCUAGGAGCACACGCAGGUUGCCGCACUGGCAGUGCCGUGCCAUGUGGCGAACGCUGCUUGAAUGGUGGGUUACUGGCCCUCCCCAUCCCAUCUGCGCCACCAGCCAUCCCACCACCACAUCCCUCCCCAUCACACACACCCCCCAACCGCUGGCACUCGCUCUACUCACACCUCCUUACAGUCACAGGGGCGUCUGGCGCAGCAGCGGCAGGCAGGAGCGGGGUGCAGUUCCCUGCAGGAGAGAUGGCAGGGAUGGUUCCUCUGCCAGUCAUUUCUGCCUGGCUUCUUGGUGCUGGCGAGAGGCAGAGAGACGGGGAAGGGGAGCGAGGACUCAUGAAAAGAGGCGAGGAAGGAGGGAGAGAUCUACUGCAGGCAAAGAUUUCUCACGACUCUCAAAAAGCAUCCCUAAGGGAUACAGGGGUGAGCGGCGGCUGGGGUAUGGGGUCGGACGAAGGAGGUGCGAGGAUGGGCGGAGGCAGGAGGGAGGGGGUAUCGAGGACAGCAGGGGACGUGGUAGGAGGGCUUCUGGAGAUUUUAAGCUGGGCAGGGUCGGAUCAGCAGCUAUUGGCUGCUGCUUCCCGGGCAGCCAAUACAGAUUCCUUCUCCCACUGCUCCUCCCUGCUCUCCCUUCUUCAGCACCCCACCCACCCCUCCUCCCGCUCCUGCCGCCUCUGCUCCACUGCCCUGUACGCCCCAGCUUCAACUGCUAGAGGAGCAGCAGCAGCACCACCACCAUCCCCGCUGCUACUACCACGAUUGCCAGCCACAGCAGCUGCAGCAGCAGCAGCGUUAUCAGCCGCAGCUGCAGCCGCCGCAGCAGCAGCAGCAGCAGCAGGGAAAAGAUCAGCAGCAGCGGGUGCACCAGUGGAGGUGUUUUUAUGUGGGCAUGGGUUUCACAGGGAGUGCUUGCAGCGGCGCCACCACGACAGCUUCUUCUUUCCACCUGCCCACCAGUGCCCUGCCUGCGGCGCCUCUGCCACCCGCCUUGCCCCCUCGCACCUCUCCUCUCCCGCUGCUCCUCCUGCUGCCAAUGCCGCCUCUUCUGCUGCUCAUGCCGCCACUUCUGGUGCUCUAGGAGUGGGUGGGGGCAGUGGGUUGGCUGCUGCUCUGCUGGAGGCACCAGAGGAGAGGGAUGGAGGGAUGCGAGGGGCAGGAGGGGCGUCGGUAGCACCGUCGGCUGCGGCUGGUGGGACCUCUGCUGCAGCAUCCUCUUUGUCCUCAUCCUCGAUAUGCGCAAGGCUUCUCACACUAGAAGCAUCCAGGAAACAGCAGCAACAAGACGAGUCGUGCCGGCUGAAACGGAUUAAGAACACUCCCGACGCGAUUCGGGAGAUGAUGAAGGAUAAGUGCGAGGAGGAGGCGGAGAAAGCGGAGGUAGUGGAGGAUGCCGAAGCGGAUAAGCUCAACGAAGAGAUAUACUCGCACACGCGCGAAGCUGUUGAGAAGGUCGCACUCGAAGACGAAGCCGCGAAAUCCGCCGCGAAAUCCGCCGCGAAAUCCACCGCGAAGUCCGCGGAACCUUCCGAAGCCGCGGUGGCGGCGGCAGCGGAAAAACGGGAGAAGCGGGAGGUGAAGGAGGAGGAGCUGUAUGUGGCUCUUGAGGUGUCGACCGACGCGACGUCCGCGGAGAUCAAGAAGGCGUACUUUAAGGUGCGUGAUGGUGUAAGGGAGGGAGGGAGAUUUGAGCUAGCGCAUACGUUCCAUCCCGACAAGGUCCCUGACGACGAAGCCGCCAAGGCCAAGUUCCAAGCCAUCGGCGAGGCGUACCAAGUCCUCAUGGACCCCGAGUCGCGCGAGAAGUACGACCGUUACGGCCGCACCGCGCUCGACGGGACCUUUAUGGAUCCCGGAUAUUUCUUCACCAUGUCCUUCGGCGCGGAGAAGUUCAAGCCGCUUGUCGGGGAGCUCACUACCGCGGACACGGCGGGGGGGAAUCCAACGGUGGAGGAGGUGAAGAGGUGGCAGACGAAGAGAGAGAAGGAGCUCGCGGCGAUUCUGCUCAAGCGGCUGGGGCCGUGGAUGUCAGGCGACGAAGAAGGGUUUGUGCGCGACGUCGUGAAGCAGGUGGAUGAGCUCAAGGGCGAGGCGUUUGGCGUCGCGUUCCUGCAGUGUAUCGGCUAUACCUACUACACGAGCGCGCAAGUGCCGCCGGGCAUGACGGUGAUGCUGGGCAUUCCGAACUUCGUGAAUGCGGCCAAGGAGUCCAACCACGCGAUGAAGACUCGCCACAACGCCAUCGGCGCUGCGUUCAAGCUGGCGGACAUGCAAGUCACGCUGGACCCCACCAAGCUUCCCAGCGAGCAAUAG